Molecule: messenger RNA, 195 nt
Organism: Cladophialophora bantiana CBS 173.52
Lineage: Eukaryota; Fungi; Ascomycota; Eurotiomycetes; Chaetothyriales; Herpotrichiellaceae
Exons: 1
Coding region: 1-195 (64 amino acids)
Source: RefSeq, a predicted model, not a curated record
AUGGCAUUUGCUGAGGCAGAUAAACUACGGAAGACGUGUGAAGAUCUAAUCAGAGUUAAACCGGAGGGCUGGGUGCCUCUCGAAGAGUAUGAGGAAGCUAAGAAAAUUGAACAAGCUUUGAAACGCGACACGUUCUAUGCAGCCGAGUCGCCGGAGGACGAAGAGAGGAUACGUGAACACUGGCUCUUUGAGUGA